Molecule: messenger RNA, 6037 nt
Organism: Daucus carota subsp. sativus
Lineage: Eukaryota; Viridiplantae; Streptophyta; Magnoliopsida; Apiales; Apiaceae
Exons: 6
Coding region: 1-5691 (1896 amino acids)
Molecular function (GO): protein binding
Source: RefSeq, a predicted model, not a curated record
AUGGUCCACAAGCUAGUGCACAAUUCAAAUAACACGGCAAGCAUGCAGCAUAUAAAUAAGAGUGUGCAGUAUGGUAUUGCAUUCAUAACCCAGUUGAGGAAAAAUAUGGCACACUUCCUAAAGCCUUCUCACCUUCUUCUCUUUCUUUUCUUUCUCUCGUUAGUUCAAUCCAUUCUACCAACAAGACCAGAGGGAGAAGCUCUUGUGAAAUGGAAGAAUAGCCUAGCCCCUUCUUCUUUUCUCGACUCUUGGUCACUCACCAAUCUCGAUAAUCUUUGCAACUGGACUGGCAUUACUUGUAACUCUGCAGGUUCAGUCUCUAAGAUUAACCUUUAUGAGAAACAACUUGAUGGAAUGCUGUCCGAAUUUGGUUUCACUUCAUUACCAAAUCUAAACAGUCUCACCCUCGCAUACAACUUCUUCUCGGGUCCGAUACCACCAGCCAUUGAGAAUUUAACACAGCUUCAAUAUCUUGAUUUGAGAAAUAAUUAUCUAGAUGGUCCCAUUCCGUUCCAGGUUAGCCAUCUUCAGAGCUUGCUCAUCUUAAACCUGUCACAGAAUGCAUUGCAAGCUCCAAAUUGGUCCCAUUUCUCUCCCAUGCCUUUCUUGCGCAUCCUCAACCUCAGUUACAAUCCUCUUGCGUCGAAAUUCCCAUAUUUUAUAUCCAAUUCUCAUAGCCUGACUCACCUUAGCCUUAAUUAUAACGAGUUUACUGGUGAUUUAGUACGUGAAUCAGUAUUUGCCAAUCUGCAUAAUCUUGAAGUGCUCAGUCUUGUUGGCAAUUCUUUUGAGGGGCCAAUUCCGCCAGAUAUAUUCAAGCUUUCCAAAUUAAAACGUCUCUUCCUGUCAAGUAACAAAUUUUCAGGUUCAAUUCCCAAUGACAUAAGGUUACUUUGUGAUCUUGAAUACCUAUAUUUAUGGAACAAUUCCUUUGAAGGACCGCUUCCACUAAAUAUAUUCAAGCUUUCAAAAUUAAAACAUCUUCUUCUUUGGGGUAAUAAGUUUUCAGGUUCUGUUUCCAAUGAUAUAGGUUUGCUUUCUGAGCUUGAAAGCCUCUAUCUUGGCUCUAAUUUUUUUGAGGGGCCGCUUCCGCCAAAUGUAUUCAAGCUCUCCAAACUAAGGUUUCUUUACCUCUGGGGUAAUAACUUUUCAGGUUCUGUUUCCAAUGAUAUAGAUUUGCUUUCUGAGCUUGAAGCCCUCGAUCUUAACUCUAAUUUUUUUGAGGGGCCGCUUCCGCCAAAUUUAUUCAAGCUCUCCAAACUAAAGAUUCUUUCCCUUUAUAAGAAUAACUUUUCAGGUUUUAUUUCUAAGGAUAUAGGUUUGCUUUUCGAACUUGAAAGCCUCUAUCUUGGCUCUAAUUUUUUUGAGGGGCUGCUUCCCCCACAUAUAUUUAGGCUGUCCAAAUUAAGAGAUCUGGACCUCUCAGACAAUAGAAAUUUAUUUGAAGGAAGUAUUCCUAUUGGACUGGGACUCUUGACUAACCUCAGGUUCUUAGAUCUACAUUCCAAUAAUCUCGGUGGCUAUAUUCCAUCUGACAUUGGAAACCUGAAGCUACUAGUACUUCUUGAUCUCAAUUCUAACCAAUUGACUGGACCGCUUUUAAAGAUCGUCUCUAAUCUCACAAAUCUUAUGUUUCUUGAUGUAAGUGAUAAUAGUCUUAGUGGAAAUAUUCAGAGUGACUUGUGGAAAUAUAACGAUCAUCCAACUUUGGAAUACAUCAAUUUGAGUGGGAACCAUUUUACGGGUGAGCUUCCAACAACAAUUUGCAAUGUCACUUCCCUUUCAAUUCUUGAUUUGUCAAAUAAUGAAUUAAGUGGUGAACUUCCAAACUGUUUCGGGAAUCUUGCUGAUGGAUUGCUUUACAUUAAUCUUGCUAAUAAUCAGUUUCGAGGAACAAUACCAACUACUUUCUCCAGGAGUUGUCAGCUGACAUAUCUAAACAUGGAUAAUAAUGAGUUUGAAGGAUUGAUGCCCCCAUCUUUGGCGAACUGUAAGCACUUGAAAAUUCUUGAUAUAGGCAAUAAUAAAAUAGGUGGUACAUUUCCGUCAUGGCUUUAUGCACUUGGAGAGCUAGAAGUUCUUGUCUUGCGAUCAAAUAAACUCUAUGGUACAAUAAGUGGAAGGAGCACAGAAGAUCCCUUCCCCAAGUUGCGGAUUAUGGAUUUGUCCAACAAUCAAUUCACAGGCCAUUUGCCAAUUCAAUACUUUAAGAAUAUGAAAUCAACUGAUAAUUUGUAUCGUUUUCAGAAUGUGACAGCAGUUUUUACUAUCCAGUAUAUAGCAGCAGUCUCAUUAACUGUGAAGGGAACAGAGUAUGAAGUAAGAAAUAAUCUUCAUAUUUACACAAUCAUUGAUCUGUCCUGCAACAAAUUUCAGGGAGAAAUUCCAAAGGUUACUGGAGAGCUUAGAUGGCUUGCACUGCUCAACUUAUCUCAUAAUAGUCUGACAGGACAUAUCCCAUCAUUGCUGGGAAAUAUGAAAGAACUCCAAUCUUUAGAUUUGUCCUCAAAUCAAUUGACAGGGGCUAUUCCGCCUCAGUUAACUGCAUUGACAUUUCUAGAGGUCUUGAACCUCUCGAAAAACCAUCUUAGUGGAGAGAUUCCUCAGAAAGGACAGUUCAGCACAUUCAACAAUGAUUCUUAUCUAGGAAACUCCGCGUUAUGUGUAUCACCAUUGACGAAGAAAUGUGCAAACACAGCAUCACCUCCACAAGAAGUCGGAAAUGUUGAUGAAGAUGAUGCGGGUGAUGAAUUGACAUGGGAAGCAAUCUUGAUGGGAUAUGGAUGUGGACUGAUAUGUGGAUUGUCAUCUGCAUACAUUGUUCUCAAACUAGGAAAGCCUUGGUGGUUUGUGAGAUAUAUCGAAGUACUGCAACUGAAGUUGAUGAAAAGAUAUAGAACUUAUUCCAAGUCUUCUUCGGAGGCCUACUGCCUCAACAACCUUUCAAAGAUGAUCAUUAGCAUUAGCAUUACAUUAGCAUACAGCAUAUAUAUAAAUAGAAGAAUGCAGUGUGGUAUUGGAUUCAUAAUCCAAUUGAGCAGAAACAUGGCACACUUUGUAAAGCCUUAUGACCUUCUUCUCUGUGUUUUCUUUCUCUCAUCACUUGAAUCCAUUCUUGCAACAAGACGAGAAGGAGAAGCUCUUGUGAAAUGGAAGAACAGCCUAGCCCCGUCUUCUUCUCUUGAUUCUUGGUCACUCACUCAUCUCGAUAAUCUUUGUAACUGGACUGGCAUUACUUGUAACUCUGCAGGUUCAGUCUCUGACAUUAACCUUUUCAACAAACAACUCACUGGAAAGCUUUUCGAGUUUGGUUUCACUUCAUUUCCAAAUCUCAACAAUCUCACCCUCGCAGAUAACUUCUUCUCUGGUCCAAUACCAUCAGCCAUUGGGAAUUUAACACAGCUUCAAUAUCUUGAUUUGAGCAAUAAUUAUCUCAAUGGUUCCAUUCCGUACCAGGUUAGCCAUCUUCCAAGAUUACACAUCUUAAACCUGUCAGAGAAUGAACUGCAAGCUCCAAAUUGGUCCAAUUUCUCCCCCAUGCCUUUUUUGACCAUCCUCGACCUUUAUCAAAAUAAUCUUUUGUCAGAAUUUCCAGAAUUUAUAUCUAACUCGCGUAACCUGACGUACCUUGACCUUUCAUAUAACAAGUUUACAGGCAAUCUUGUGCGCGAAUCAGUAUUAACCAAUCUAGUUGAUCUCGAAACCCUUUAUCUUAAUGAAAAUUCUUUUGGGGGGCCAUUUCCACCAGACAUAUUCAAACUUUCCAAGUUGAGAGUUCUUGCCCUGUUCAAUAAUUUUUUUGAGGGGCCGCUUCCGUCAAAUAUAUUCAAGCUCUCUAAACUAAGAUUCCUUUUACUUUGGAGUAAUAAUUUUUCAGGUACUCUUCCGAAUGAAAUAGGUUUGCUUUCUGAGCUUGAAGACCUAGAUCUUCACUCCAAUUUUUUUGAGGGGCCGCUUCCGCCAAAUAUAUUCAAGCUCUCUAAACUAAGAACCCUUUUCCUCUGGGGUAAUAACUUCUCAGGUUCUAUUUCCAACGACAUCGGUUUGCUUUCUGAGCUUAAACACCUCUAUCUCGACUCCAAUUCUUUUGAGGGACCUUUUCCAACAAAUAUUUUCAAGCUUUCCAAAUUAAUACAACUUGGUCUCGCAAACAAUACAAAUUUAUUUGAAGGAAGUAUUCCUCCAGGACUGGGGCUCUUGACUAACCUAGAGGACUUGUCUCUUGCUUACAAUAAUCUUGGUGGCUAUAUUCCGUCUUCCAUUGGAAACCUAACACUACUAGUAUAUCUUAAUCUCGCUCGUAAUAAAUUGGUUGGAACACUAUCAAAGACCAUUUCUAAUCUCACAAAUCUAUGGUUUCUUGAUGUACAUCAUAAUAGUCUCUCUGGGAAUAUUCAGAGUGACUUCUGGAAAAACUCUACAUCAUUGCGUUACAUUAAUUUGGCAGACAAUAAUUUUUCUGGGAACAUUCCUAAGGAAUAUAAUGUUCUUCCGAUCCUGGAUCACAUCAAUUUUAGGGGGAACAAUUUUACAGGUGAGCUUCCACCAACAAUUUGCGAUGCCACUUCCCUUUCGAUUCUUGAUCUGUCAAAUAAUGGAUUAAGCGGUGCAGUUCCACAUUGUUUGGGGAAUCUUGCUGAUAAAUUGAUUUCGAUUAAUCUUGCUAAUAAUCAGUUUGAAGGACCAAUACCAACAAAUUUCUCCAAGAGUUGUCGUCUGACGUAUCUUAACAUGUAUAACAAUCACUUUAAAGGAUUGGUUCCCCAAUCUUUGGCAAACUGUAAGCGCUUGCAAAUUCUUGAUUUUGGAAAAAAUCAAAUAGGUGGAACAUUUCCGUCAUGGCUUUUUACUCUCGGAGAGCUAGAAGUCCUGAUCCUGCGAUCAAACAGAUUUUUCGGGAGAAUAACUAGAAGGGGCAUACCACACCCCUUUCCCAAGUUGCGGAUUUUGGAUCUAUCCAACAAUCAGUUCACCGGCUAUCUGCCAAUUUCAUACUUCAAGAAUAUGAAACCAAAUGAUAAUAAUUAUGAUUAUUUCAACAACACAAACGAAGCCUAUUACGUUUAUCAAGUUUCUAUCUCAUUAAAUGUGAAAGGAAGCGAGCAUGAAGUGGCAAAUAUUCUUCAUAUUUACACGGCCAUUGAUCUGUCGUGCAACAAAUUUGAAGGAAAAGUUCCAAACAUUACUGGAGAGCUUAGAUGGCUUGCAUUGCUAAAUUUAUCUCAUAAUAGUCUUUCGGGGCCUAUUCCAUCACAACUGGGAAAAAUGAAAGAGCUCCAGUCUCUAGAUUUGUCGUCAAAUCAAUUGACAGGUGUUAUUCCGGAUCAACUUACUAGUAUGACAUUUCUUGCUAGUUUGAACCUCUCAGAAAACCAUCUUUCUGGGAAAAUCCCUCGGAAAGGACAGUUCAGCACUUUUGGCGAAGAAUCUUACUUAGGUAACUCGGCCUUGUGUGGAGUUCCUUUGACAAAGAACUGUAUAGACGACGUGCCACCUUCACAAGUUGGAGAUGGCGAUGAUGAAAAUGUUGAUGAAGAUGAUACCGUUGAUGAAUUCAAUUGGAAAGUGAUCCUGAUGGGAUAUGCAUGUGGAUUAAUAGGCGGAUUGUCUGCAGGAUACAUUGUCUUCACAGUCGGAAAGCCUUGGUGGUUUUUGAGGUACAUUGAGACACUGCAGCAGAAGUUGAUGUGAUGCGCAACUAGAAACAACCUUAUCUUAGAAUGAAUCUGAAUGUUAGCAUAUACUGAAUUUUUUUUUUUUUUUGUAAAUAUGAUUUCAAGUUCUCAUACUAAUACAAGAACCACCUGUUAAAUCUUGACCAUGCUCAGAGGAUGCUGAAUGCUGAUUUAACACUUUGCGAUGCAAAGCAGGGGCGCAUUAGUAUUUUAUAUGUGUUGAUAAUUUGCGCAAUGUUAACAGGGAUAGGUCUUCUUCUCUCCCAUGUCUUCGACAGACUCUUUCCAGGUCUUCUGAGGACCCAUCGGCUCAAAUUAGUCCAUCGUGAAUUAUGAUCUGAGAGCUAUCUGUACACUAUUUU